This is a messenger RNA of Xyrichtys novacula (pearly razorfish), 8411 nucleotides long. Lineage: Eukaryota; Metazoa; Chordata; Actinopteri; Labriformes; Labridae. The record is from the annotation of a GenBank genome assembly.
AUACUUCCGAGUUCAUCAGUCUUCUGUCGGUUUCUGCCCCGGACCGUGACAGAAUACAGUUGUUCGUCGUGUUUUUUCCUUUUUCCUGGUGAGAGGAUACGGUCGUCAGGAUGGAUGUUUCACAACAAAACGAUGGCGUUUCGGAGAUUUCCAAUAAACUGGAGAAGUAGGUGUCUAACUGCUAACAGCUAGCAUAAAUGCUAACGUUCAGAUGGUUAGCACGAGUGUCAGGACACUCAUGUCAAUGUUUAACAAUGGUGGAGUUAAUCAUCUGUUUUAUUGUGAUCUUUAUCAUGAGUGGGAAAUGUUAUAACUGUAAAGAUUUUUUCAAUCAUAUCAGAUUUUUGGAUUGAUUACUCAUUGAUCAGUAACUGAACAUAUAAGUGGGUCUGAUCUUACCAUCGCUGCACAUGAUGUCCACUCAGCAAAUCUCAUCAUUUCAGUAUUUUAUUCCGAGCUUUGUGGUGUCCCCUCCAAAAAUAAAGAAGGAUUACAAGAAAAAGCAUAAGAAGCAAAGUUCAGUCAAACAACAUAAUGUCUGAAAUUAAUAAAUACACAAAGAACAUAUCCAGACAUUAAAACUGGUACUGACCCUGUAUGUAAGUUAUAUUAAAAGUCCAAAAUAGAGAAACAUAGUAAGUACCAAUAUCUGAUUGAUUAUCAAUUACAACUUAAAAAAAAGUUAACAAAUUUUUGUUGUUUGACAUCAUUUGAAGCUUUCAAAUUCUAGAGCUGGUCAUAGGAAAACUAGUUGCUUAACUGUUCAUGUUAAUGUUAAUUUUUUUUUCAACCAUAUUUUUGUCUUGACAGGUCUCUAACCAUGGACACGGAUGAAAAGAUGGAAGCCUACCAAAGGUAACUUUGACAGAUUAACUUCAGUUUUGUUUUUGAUAUGAUUAACAUAUAAAAAGCUGUUCUCUUUUUACUGUUGAGAUAAAUUCAAUGUGCCUUAUAUUAAUACUGCGAUGGCCUCGUAAUUUUGUAUUUUUCAGGCUUUUAAUCAGAGAGGUUACAAUGUAUCCACUUUCUUAUUCCCUUUAAACAGAAAUUUAUAUCCCGACUGGCCAAUAUUUCUUAAAGCUUUUAUAGCUUGUCCGUGUAAAAUUGUGUGCCCUCAGUGGACAAAACAGUCAUUCGUUAUCCUUCCUCUACAUGCUUGAGUAGUGACUUUUGACACAAAAUUUCAUCCCACUGACCUCUGACUUUCAAACAUAUUAUUGUUAACAUUUCAUGUGGAAAUUGCAAAAACAUGGCCCCUACCACUCACACGGGUUUCAGGCAUUAAGAUUUGGAUAUCAUAAAUCUUCAGUGUCGUUGCUGACAAUCUUGUUUUUUUUUUGUUUUGUUUUUUUUGUAUCAUGACAAGGAAUUGAUAUGAAUUUCAGUUGAUUCCAUUGACAUAUCAAAGUCCUUUAAGAUGAUAAAAGAAAAAUAACAAAAUUCAAAAUUGAGCAAAGUUUAUCCAACAUGGCUUAAAACGGCAUCUCAGAGUCUGCUGCUAAACAUCAACAGACUAGUCUGCAGGGAGCUGCAAAUAUCAUCAGAGAUAGAAACAUGCCUGUGCAUGUCAAACAUUGUACUGGUCUGUUUAACCUAAAUAAAACAACCUCCAUUUGCCAGAUUAGAAUACUGGUAAAAUGUGCUGCGCUACAAGAUGCAAUGUGUCAUCUGUGAAUGUUUACAUCCAGAGCAUUACAGCAGUCAUCAUUAACCAGAGCUGCAGCCAGAGCUGUUGGGGUUGGUUGUCCAACAGCUCAUUAAGAACAUUUGUCAAGCAUCUCAGACCUACAAAAAUACAAAUAUUAAGAAGUAAUUUGACUUACUAAAUAUUGUAGAGAUAAAGCAUGGUGAAGUGUAACUGAUAAGAAGACUAAACAUAUACAUCUGCUUUUUAUAAAUCUGAAUUUUUCCAUAUAAUUAAAAAUAAAAGACAGGGAGGGGCCUUUCUCAUUUUAACUCUAUGUUCUUAUUCUGUAAAAUUGCCCAGGGAAGUUAUGUGGUGAAUAAAGUCACUUGCAAAACUAAAGUCUAUGUUAGUAAUUAAAUGGUUUCAGGUGACAGUUGAUAAUUCUUUAUUUGUGCCCCCUCUCUGCCACUUUCUUUAUACAGUUUUUUAAAUGUAUGUACAUGAACGUUUAUGUAAAAUGAAAUAAUAUUAUUUCCUCAUAAGCCGAAACUCACCUGCAGCAUGUGUAACAUCUGUAAGCAUCCUUGGAUAUGGCAGAAAAACAUGGUCUGAACUCUUGUAGGCUUUGAGGACAUAAUUUUAAUGAUCAAUGAACACCAGGUUAUGAGACACAUUUCCUCCAGUGUUGACUCUUUCUCUUCCUCUUUCUUUUUGUCCUUCUCUCCAACUCUUUCUCUAAAUGUAAAUUAAACACCUGUUUUGACUGUUAUUUAAAAGCUGAAGCCCUCCAGUGUAGGUACAACAGCUUAUUUAAUGAAGAGUCAUUAAUAAGUAUAUUUUAUUUAGAUAAAGUUUAUGGGGCUGACAGCAACAACUCAUACAGCCAGCAUCCCGCUGAUCUGAAAAAAAUGCCCCAGGGUUUAGUAAACUGUAGUUAUAUCUACUUUUGUUUUAAAAUAUUUCCAAAAUAAAAUUAGUACGUAUGAAUCAAGAAAUCAAGGGUUCAUGUGAAUUCUAGAAAAAACAACUUUCAGAUAAGUUAAAAAUAAAUGAUCUUCACUAAACCCUCAGUUAGUAGUUGCAGCUCAAAUAUAAGAAAACAUUUUUUGUUUUUAGAGUUAAACUUCUUCAUGAAAGUGUUCAGCACCACAUGCAUUAAAACAACAAUUAUUAUUUUUUCAGUGGGAUUGAAAAUAACUUUAGCUCUUUAAAUAACAUAUCUACAUUUCAAUUCUUUUUUACCUGAAGCUGUGGUGAUUAAGAGAGAGCAAGAAGAAGAGGUCAUUAUAAUAAAAUAAAGGGAUGAAACUGAAAUAGGACAUUGUCUCUCAUCUCACAGCAGUCAUUCUGUAAUUAACCAAUAAACUAAUCAGCCACUCAACUUUAAAGUUUUAUCUAUGUAUAAGCUUUGGGGACCACAUCCUGUGUUCUAUGUCUUUGUCUCUGUUUUAUGGCAUUAUUCUUGAGACUCUCACUAAGUCCAGACUUAACAAACUGUUCCAGUUUAAAUACAGAUGUUCUAUAGAGUCUCUUCAAUUGUCUCCUAGAGAUGCAUGCUGUGAGAGUGUUUGUCGCAGAGGAGAGAGAGGAUGAUCCCACAUGGCUUUAAUAAGCAAUUAUUUGUCUUUCUGCCCUUUAAAAAUAACCAAAUCGGAACCAAAAUAACAUGGGCACCUUUCUGUUAGGUGCUAUUCAACAUACAUCUGUUGACUGAGUGAGAGAUUACAUCUCAUCUGACCCGAUCUUAUUUAAUUAACAAAAAUCUGUAACUUAAUGAAUUAUGACUUUGUUUUAUGUACACAUUUGUAUGUAGGAAUCUUUUUAGGUGUCAGGGGUUGGUUUUAUGAUGAAACAAUCUUGUUCAUAAAUCGAUUUUUGUUGCCUCUUUGUUGAAACUGGUAUUGAUUUUGUUUUUUUGCAGUUAUUUUAUCAAAGUUCAAAAUUCUGAAAAUGUGCCAACCCUAUUCCAGAUCUCAUGGCUGUUAUUUAUAACUAAAUUCACAUUUAUGCUCUGUCUCUCCUUUUUAGAUACAUUCAGAAGGGUAAAGAUGUUGCCAGAGAGGGGGACCUGCACAAAGCGCUGGAGUUCUUCAAAAAGGCGUAUAAAAUUCACCAGAGUCAAAAACUUGAAAGCAGGAUAAAGAAAAUAGAAGAACUUGUUUCUCAGGAGGAUUCAGAAGAGGAAAAUGAAGAGUUUGUCAAUGUCAACAACAGUGGUUUAAUGCUGUUCAAAGACUUACAUGACAAGCUGUAUGACUACCAGAAAAGUGGAGUGGCUUUUUUGUACAGUCUGCACAGAGAUGGUUGUAAAGGUGGGAUCCUGGCUGAUGACAUGGGCCUUGGUAAAACCAUCCAGGUAAUAUCAUUCCUUUCUGGUAUGUAUGACAACGAGCUGGUCAAACACACUUUGUUGAUCAUGCCAACCUCGCUCAUUACAAACUGGACCAAAGAGUUUGCCAAAUGGACUCCUGGCAUGAGGGUCAAAGAGUUUCAUGGGAUCAGCAAAGGCGAGAGGACUAGGAAUUUGGAGAAAGUUCAGAGGAGAGGUGGCGUUAUCAUCACCACAUACACCAUGCUGCUAAACAACUGGCAACAACUAUCUUCAUAUCAAGGAAGAGAGUUUACGUGGGACUACAUGAUCCUGGACGAGGCACACAAGAUCAAAGCAACAACCACCAAAACAGCCAAAAGUGCAUACGCCAUUUCUUCAAAAAACCGAGUUCUCCUCACUGGAACUCCAGUCCAGAACAACCUGAAAGAAAUGUGGGCACUCUUUGACUUUGCUUGUCAGGGCACUCUCCUUGGCACAGCUAAGACUUUCAAAACUGAGUAUGAGAAUCCAAUCACCCGCGCCAGAGAGAAAGAUGCCACUCCAGGGGAAAAAGUUCUAGGAUGUCGUAUGUCAGAGGUUCUAAUGACCACAAUCAGACCAUACUUCCUACGCAGAACAAAAGCAGAGGUGCAAAGCAAAAUGAACGGCAAGCAUCCAUGCAAAGAGGAAAAUCUGGACAACAAGGACAGUCAAAACCAGCACUCUGCAAAUGAAUCUGGAGCAGUUAUGCCUACACUGAUGAGAAAGAAUGACCUGGUUGUCUGGACUUACCUGAGCUCUGUUCAGGAAGACAUUUACAGGCAAUUCUUAUCUCUGGAUCACAUCAAGGAGCUUCUCAUGACCACCAGAUCUCCUCUAGCUGAAUUAAACAUUCUGAAGAAACUCUGUGACCACCCCAGACUGCUCUCUGCUGCAGCCAUAGCCAACCUGGGCUUGGAUGAAAACACAUCUGAGAGUCAACAGAACGGCGAGACGGAGACAGCCGCAAACAGCAUUGCAAACAUCCCAGACGACACCUUGAUAUCCGAGUCUGGGAAACUCAUCUUCCUGUUUUCUCUUCUUGAACAGCUCAGAGAGGAGGGCCACCGCACCCUUGUCUUUGCUCAUUACAGAAAAGUUCUUGACAUUAUUGAACGUAUCCUGGGAAACAGAGGCUUCAAAGUGAUGAGAUUGGAUGGCACAAUAACGCAGAUGGCAGAAAGACAGAGACGCAUCACUCUGUUCCAAACAGACAAAUCCUACUCUGUCUUCCUCCUCACCACGCAGGUCGGAGGAGUCGGCAUCACCUUGACUGCAGCAAACAGAGUCGUGAUCUACGACCCAAGCUGGAACCCUGCAACAGACGCCCAGGCUGUCGACAGAGCAUACCGCAUUGGCCAGACUGAGAACGUAGUCAUCUACAGGCUGAUCACCUGCGGCACAGUAGAGGAGAAGAUCUAUAGAAGGCAAGUUUUCAAAGACUCCCUCAUUAGACAGAAUACCGGGGACAAAAAGAACCCAUUCCGAUACUUCAGCAAGCAGGAGCUAAAGGAGCUUUUCACACUAGAGGACACCCACUCUUCCUCCACCCAGCUGCAGCUUCAGGCCCUGCACUCCAGACACAGACGCACAGACCCUGAGCUGGACAAGCACAUCGCCCACCUUCACUCCUUGGAGAUGUUCGGGAUAUCUGACCAUGACCUUAUGUUCUCCCUUGACGUAAACCAUGACAAUGAAACCCCAGAAGGGGAAGAGGCUCACUACAUCGAAGGGAGGGUGCAGAAGGCCCAGGAACUGAUUAAGGCUGAGUCACAGCUUCAGAUGCAGCUGACAGAAAACAUGGCAUCAAGCACAGAGCCUGCCUGGCUCCGGAAAACAGUGGAGAACAGCAACAGAGAGUCAUCUCAUGAGAAGAAACAGAGUUCACCCUUUCCACGGAACAACACAGACUUUAACAGGUCGCCUGUUGUGGUGGAGUUGGACCAGUCCAGUUCUGGCAUGGAGGACUCACCAAAAAACCUAAGUGAGCAAGUUAUUGAUCUGACUGCAGAUGAUGAGAGUAUGUCUGAGGAAAACCCUGCUGCAGAUGUUAGACAUGACAAUGUGUUCAAGCAGUACCAAAGUUCCCCGAUCCAGCAGCCAGUCAAGCAGGAGAGGAGCUACUUGGAAUUAGAAGAUGACUCUCCUGAAGAAGUGGUUGAAGAAUUAUUGGUGAUGCCGGAGGCCACCAAGGCUGCAGCAGGUGACUCAGUAAAUGUUUUGAAUCACGAACCAAUGCACCAGUCGGCUUUGUCUGAGGCUGCAGCUCUGUCAGGAGGUGAGGACAAUCCAGCAUUUGUCACAGCAGUUGAAGAUGAUCAGCUAAAUGGAACUACAGACUCCAAACACAACUUAAAGAGGGAUUCAGGGCUUCCUCAUGUCACACCCUUGCAAAACAAAAGACUUUCUGUCCUGCAAGGAUUAAAUGCAAGUUUCAAAACAGACACAUCAUCCAGAGUCAGCACAGGACUGGAAUCUUUUGAAGGCAACUUCAAUCUGCAGCUUGAGGACAGCGACAUGUUCUCUGACCAGGAAGUCGUUGAUCAUCAGGAGACUGAAGCUGAGGAGAGGGAGCUGCUCUCACAGCUGAAAAUGGAGGAAAGUUUUGACGUGAAUAAAUCCCUCUCUGAGAGACAAGAUAAAGAAUCACUUGAGCAAAGCCUCAACGACGUCCAGGCCUCAGAAACGGAGGAGUUGAUGGACGAUUCUAUUGUGGUAACCAAGAAGAAAAGGGCAGCAGUGAUUUAUGAUAGUGAAGAAGAGGAAGAUGAUCAUGAUUAUCAUGAUGACGAUGGUGGUGGUCAUGAAGAGCAGGAGCUGAAGAGUCAACUUGAAACUUCUUUCCAGGUUCUUGGAGCAUCCACACCUAAAUUAGUACCCAAUGGGUCCACCCCUGUCCGAUCAAGGAAGAGUGUGGGGGGAAACACCUCUGUGGCCUCACGCCGGUCCCUCAUUCAGUCCAUCAUUGAGGACAUAGAGAAUCCAAACCAAAGCAAAGAGGACGAGGAUGAUGUUUAUCAUCUGACGAAUCACUCUGAUGAAGCUGAAGAGGAGAAAAUCAUUGAUCCAUCUUGGGAUGAGCUUCAGCUGGAGGAGACUGUUGGUGAGACUUUAAACACAGAGGGAGAGGAGGAAGUGGAAGAAGAAGAGAUGGAGGAAGAAGAAGUAGGAGAGGAGGAGGAGGAGGAGGAUUACUCUCAGUCAAGGGAGUCUGUGGAUGAAUCAGAAGAGGGACUCCACAGUAGCAUGGAGGAAUCAACUGGUGAUCCUGAGCUAGCAUCCUCUGAAAGGUUCGAUCAGUGCACCACAGAUCCAGGAGUCAACAACAACAUCUUAGAGCUUGAGGAGGAGAACUACGACUCCCUAGUCAGCAGAGGCAAAGAGAACUACAGCAAAGGGAAGCUGGACGACGCCUUGAGCUUCUUCCUAAGAGCUAUCGACAUCAAACCUGGAGAUCCUGAGAUUCAGUUCAUGACCAUCCAGCUGUACCGGCAGCUGAGUAAUAGGAGUUAACACCUGCUCAUAACAAUCCACAGAAGUCAGAAGAGACUUCUGAGCACCUGCCAACUGCAAGAAACGUUGAAAUGGAUUGUCAAAGUCUAACUGGCUGCUUAACCAAUCCCAUGUGCACAACAGAAUUAACACUUUGUGAAGCUGUCUUUUAAAGUUUUCUUUUUUCUGCCUGUGUUUAAAGUUGUAACAUGCUUCAAGGAUUAUUAAGAUAUGUGGGGUUUAACUUUAGGAUAUUGAUUCUGAGUACCAAAUUUAGAGCUGCAGCCAGACAUUAUUUCAUGUGUAUUUUAGGGAUAGUAAUAAGAAAUUUAACUCUGCCAAACUAACAAAUUUAAAGGUGAGAAAACACUCAAAAACAGUCCAAAUCUGGCACAAUUUAGUCUGAGUCUGAGGCUCAACUACGCCAACUUGAUUAAUCAAGUGUGACUGACACUAGCCUUUGGUUCUCCUAGCAGGUUGAUGGCCACAUGCCUGUUCUCGUUAUACAUUGCUCCAGUAGAGUGGUUAUAUGCCAGUUAAACUUGACACAGCCUACUCACAACUUAAAAACUGCACCAUGUUUUGAGAUACCAGAAUAAUUUUCUCUGUCUUUUUUUUUUUUUUCAUUUUGUGUAACACUGCUGCUAAAAGUUUGGACUAGAUUUCUAUGUUGUGAAUUCACAAAAAUUACAGGUAUGAACCUUCUUUGGCAGAUUGUUCUGUUUAAGUGGUCAGCUCAAUGGUAAGGGUGACUCUUUGGAAAAAAAAAAAAAAAAGACUAUCUUGGGGAAUGUUUUAUUUAACCAUUAUGGCAAGUCAGAUUUUAUUUUUUGACAUCUGUUUGCUAAAAAAAACUAUCUUUUGGGACUUGCUCUUGUAUAUAACGUUGUCAUUAAAAAUGAGAAUUAUACCAGUAAAAUAGUUCUGGAAUUACAUUGUGAG